UGUCUUCCAAUUCUAUCUUCUUAGUUUCCCUUGUAGAGUCUAGUUUUCAUCCUUCAGUUACUCUUAAAAGCCAAGCCAAACCAAACCAAACAAACCAACAAAAAACAGAUAAAAGUCACAAUGCAGUUCUCAUUGGCUUAGUAGAUAUUUGCCAAGCUAGUGAAAAUUACACAUUAAUUUCCCCACAUAGGAUUUGGUGGGAAUAAAGUACAUCCCUUUGCUAUACUUGUGGCUUAUUAGGUAACAUAGGAUGUUACCCAUUUGUGGUUAUGUUUGUCCUGCUUCAUCCCAGCUCUUCCUGUGUGUGGUUCCUGAGGAGGGAGCAUCAUGAAUGCACAUUAGGAACAUUAUUGUUGUCCAUGAAUGUGUGUGUGUGUGUGUGUGUGUGUGUGUGUGUGUGUGUGUAGGGGCAGGUUGGAGAAGAAUGUCUCAGUGGUGAUGUAGCAAAGCCAGACCCCCCAAAGUGGGAUAAAUGGGGUUCUCCAAGCUGAGUAUCCUGGGAGCUGGCCCAGGCCAUGGCUAGGUUGAUGGGAAAGGAGACUGGGCUAGUGGCUUACGGGAUGAAUGUGCCUGAGCCUCUCUCUGGGCACAGACUGCUGGGAGACAGACUUGAAGCUGGCCUGGUGUGUUGGGAUUAAACCAUUUAUUUUCUCCUCUUUUAUUCCUCUUGGGUUUCUUUAUUCCCUCUCUAAGAUUUAGACAUCUGUACAACCCUGGGAUGGGGAGAAAGGCAUGGUGGCCAGUGUUCAUGACCUUUGGGGGAACUUCCCUCUCAUGCUCUCUGUGGUCUAAGGACUACUACAGAGUUGAACUACGGUAAGAAGGCCUCCUGUUUAAAUAGCUAAGGGGCCGCCCCUACAGAGCUCAGAAUUGUCUUAAAUAUGAAAAUAUCGAGUUCUGACACCACUAGGUAAAUCAUUGCUUAAUUUUGAGUAUUCAUAAACUAAAAAUAGAACCAUUUUCUUGCAUUAAAACCCUGUAUUAGGUCUCGUUAUCUGUAAUAAUUUCAUAACAAUGCAAGCUAUGGUAGUUGUGUUUUCUGUCAGGCAGUGGCAAAGCAACAUGAAAGUUUUUAGGAUUUGUAGUUGGCUUGCUUAACACGUAGAUAGGAAAGGGGUGAGAAAGGUGAAUGUGGCAUGUCCCCACAUUUCCCACAAUUUUAUACAUAAAAGAGAAGCAAUUCUCUUCAUGUGUAAUUAGCAAAGAUAAGCUUAUUCUUAACUUAUUUCUGAGUCGCUAAGUCACUUGGUUCGCCCUGUACAUUGGCUGAUGAGCGGUUAUAAUUAAGCUUUGGGCAGUUCUUUCCACAUGAAUAUUAAAGUAAUUCAGGUAUUUGAAGGUGUGACAUGGAAUGACUUCCUCUCUCAGUGGUUCAGUAGGUGCUGUGUCCUGGCCCCGUUAGCUGGCCCAGGAGUGUCUGCCGUAUAUACAUUCAAGCUAAGUGACCGCUCCUCAGCUAAAACCCAGGAGCACACAGACGCCAGAGUUAGCUUUCCAUUAAGGGAAUUCUUACAAGAAACUGGCCCAGGAUAAAGCAAAGACUAAGGGACAGAAAGAAAGCUUGAAUUACAUUAUUGCAAUAUUCUGCAAAAUCAGAUUUCGGCUUCUGUCCUGCUUCUCUUUGGAGCUGAAAACGCCUCGAGUUUCUCCCUGAGAAGCAUGAGCAAUUGCGGGACCCUGCCAGCUUCCAGCUCUCAGCCGGACGGACGAGGUGUGGAGUGGAGCACACCAGCUGCUGACGGAGGCAGGACCAGCAUGUCUCCUUCCUUCAAACUCCGGUGUCGCUUCAUCCUGAUCUUCCUGGUGGCUCUGAGAGGGGAGAGCCGAUACCUGGAGCUGCGGGAAGCCGGGGACCAGGACCCUUUCCUGCUCCUCAGCGCCCACCUGAAGCGGGAGCUGGCGGGGGAGCCGCUGUACCGCCGCGCUCUGCGGUGCCUGGACAUGCUGAGCCUGCAGGGCCAGUUCACCUUCACCGCCGACCGGCCGCAGCUGCACUGCGCUGCCUUCUUCAUCAGCGAGCCCGAGGAGUUCAUCACCAUCUACUACGACCUGGUCUCCAUUGACUGCCAGGGCGGGGACUUCCUGAAGGUAUUUGACGGUUGGAUUCUCAAAGGGGAGAAGUUCCCCAGUUCCCAGGACCACCCUCUCCCCACAACUGAGCGAUACAUAGAUUUCUGUGAGAGCGGUCUUGGCAGAAGGAGCAUCAGAUCCUCCCAGAACGUGGCCAUGAUCUUCUUCCGGGUCCAUGAACCAGGAAAUGGGUUCACAUUAACCAUCAGGACAGUUCCCAACCUCUUUCCCUGCAACGUCAUUUCCCAGACCCCAAAUGGAAGGUUCACCCUGGUGGUUCCACAUCAGCAUCGAAACUGCAGCUUCUCCAUAAUUUAUCCUGUGAUGAUCAAAAUAUCUGAUCUCACCCUGGGACACUUAAAUGGCCUGCAGUUAAAGAAACCUGCAGCAGGCUGUGGGGGGAAAGGAGACUUUGUGGAGCUGCUGGGAGGAAGUGGAUUGGACCCUUCCAAGAUGAUGCCUUUAGCGGAUCUCUGCUAUCCCUUUCAAGGCCCUGCCCAAAUGAAAAUUGGCUGCGACAACACGGUGGUGCGCAUGGUCUCCAGCGGAAAACACAUAAACCGUGUGACUUUUGAGUACCGCCAGCUGGAGCCAUACGAACUGGAAAACCCAAAUGGAAACAGUAUCCGGGAAUUCUGUUUGUCUGGUCUUUGAAUAACCAAUCCAGUGAUUUACAUGCUGCUAGCAAAUCCUGCUAGCAACCUAAGAAUCCAUGCAGUCACUUAUGUCACUGUUAAAAGUUUCUGACUUUUAACCCUCAUGAUCCCUUUAUGCUGCAUAGAGAAAAUGUUCUGAGAUAUUGAAGUUCUAACAGAGGACUUCAAGGCUAUAAAAGAAGUCAGAGUCAUAGGAUACAAGGAGCCUGGAUCCCUGAAUGAUCACAUGGAAGGCUGCUAUUGACCAGGAAUUGGACUUUGUGUGAAUGAGAAGUAAACUUUUAUUUUGUUAAGCUACUGA
Messenger RNA from Myotis lucifugus (little brown bat), 3027 nucleotides. RefSeq names its product corticotropin releasing hormone binding protein (gene CRHBP). Gene Ontology annotation, molecular function: corticotropin-releasing hormone binding. Gene Ontology annotation, biological process: negative regulation of corticotropin-releasing hormone receptor activity; hormone-mediated signaling pathway; negative regulation of corticotropin secretion. The transcript is spliced from 10 exons. Bases 1660 to 2724 code for a protein of 354 amino acids. The record is from RefSeq and is a predicted model, not a curated record. Lineage: Eukaryota; Metazoa; Chordata; Mammalia; Chiroptera; Vespertilionidae.